This is a messenger RNA of Symbiodinium natans, 978 nucleotides long. Lineage: Eukaryota; Dinophyceae; Suessiales; Symbiodiniaceae. The record is from the annotation of a GenBank genome assembly.
AUGUUCUCAGAGGCUGUAACCCCAGUGGCCCCAGUGGCCCCAGUGGCCCCAGUGGCCGUGGUCGGCCCGUCCAGCGGCUGUGGCUCGCACCGGCGAUGCACGAGUCUGGAGCCGAACGAGUGGUUGGCACCUGGUGAGUGGCUCACAAGCCCUUCUGAUCGGUACAUUGCCGUCUUGCAGGCCAAUUACCUCGAAGUCCUCGAGACAGCGAGCUUGAGAACGCGCUGGGUCACCCCAGCAAAAGCAGGAAUUCAUGCCGGUGACCUGACAGCGGCGCACGUGGCACGUGGUAGCUUGCAGCUGGAAACUGGUGCUGGUGGGGGUGGACCUUGGAUUGAGCAUCUCCCACAUCAAAGGAGCGUCAAAGUACGCUUCACGAUAACCGCCACGCGUGGUGGUGGUGAUGCGCGGAUGCCACAGGGCGUGCAGUUGUCCGAGUUCUUGCUAUGGCGUGCAGGCAAGCCAGUCCAGCCGACUGCGUCCAAUGUGAGCUGCGGUUCCGGAGUGGGGCCUUCUUACCAAGGACCGCGCAAUGCAGUGGAUGGAAAUCUCCGGACCAAAUGGUGGGUCUCAUCCGAGCCAAAUGUGACUCUUGCAAUGGACUUCUCGCAUCUUCCUCAUGAUGGGCCCUUCCUGUUUGGCUUCACCACUGGUGAUGACAUGCCUUCGCGUGAUCCUGUCCAGUGGCUCUUGGAGGCUUCACUAGAUGGAGUCUCUUGGGUGGAACUGCACCGCCAAGACACAAACUUUGCCACGCCGACAUCUCGGUUCGCGAUGACGCAGCUUUUCGACCUGACGCAGAAGUGGGCAGGGCUACUGAGCCCUCAUGGCGAGAGGAGGAGCGCUCCUUCCACAGCUGCAGCUUUGCCCGUGGCCAUGGUGCUGACAGACCUCGGUGCUCUAACUCUUAAGCAACGCAGCGCGUUCCACAGCCGCGAACCUGUUUCCAGUGAUUCACCCGGGAUGGCCAUUUGCUGA